GACGUCACUAGCAGAUGGCAUGGGCACCAGCUCUGGCAGUUGGCAUCAAUGUCACUUUUUAGAGAUCAAUGAGAUAGUGCAGAUAUACACAGGUCUAGAGACUCCUGGAAGCGAUGCGACAUUCAGACUGAAAAGAUUUGGAAGACAAAAAAUGAAAACUGAUUAUUGAAAGCAAUUUAAACCUAAGGUAAUUUGAGAUUGUAGAAGCAUGUUAACGCUACCCUUUGAUGAGUCUGUUGUAAUGCCAGAAUCCCAGAUGUGCCGAAAGUUUUCCCGAGACUCGGAAGACCUGAAGCCGAUGAAGAAGCCGGAAGGCUUGGCCAAGCAGGUCGUCGUCCUGCAAGGGAAGGGUAUCAAGAGGGCCAGUGGCGAGGAGAGCGAGAAGGAAGAGGAGGAGGAAGACAGGGAGGAGGAAGAUGGGAAUGGCCUGCCCAGGAGGAGGGGGCUCAGGAAAAAAAAGACCACCAAGAUCCGCGUGGAGAGGGUCAAGUUCCGGCGGCAGGAAGCCAAUGCCAGGGAGCGGAACCGAAUGCACGGCCUGAACGAUGCCCUGGACAAUCUGCGGAAGGUGGUCCCCUGCUACUCCAAAACCCAGAAACUGUCUAAGAUCGAGACCUUGCGCCUGGCCAAGAACUACAUCUGGGCCCUGUCUGAAAUCCUGAGGGUUGGCAAGCGGCCCGACCUGCUCACUUUCGUCCAGAACUUGUGCAAAGGGCUCUCUCAGCCAACAACCAACCUGGUGGCUGGCUGCCUCCAGCUCAAUGCCAGGAGCUUCCUCAUGGGCCAGGCCGGAGAGGGCCCUCACCACACCCGCUCACCCUAUUCCGGCUUCUACCAGCCCUACCACAGCCCAGAGCUGGGCACCCCGCCGGGCCACGGGACUCUUGACAAUCCCAAAUCCGUGAAGCCCUACAAUUACUGCAACGCUUACGAGGCCUUCUAUGAAAGCCCCUCCCCUGAGUGCCCCAGCCCUCAGUUUGAAGGUCCCUUAAGCCCUCCCCCAAUUAACUAUAAUGGGAUAUUUUCCCUGAAGCAAGAAGAGGCCUUGGACUAUGGCAAAAAUUACAAUUACGGCAUGCAUUACUGUGCCAUACCCCCAAGGGGUCCCCUGGGGCAGGGUUCUAUGUUGAGGUUGUCCGCAGAAAACCCCUUCCCUUACGACCUACAUCUGAGAAGCCAAUCGCUCGCCAUGCAGGAUGAAUUAAAUGCAGUUUUUCAUAAUUAAUGAGGAAAAGGGAAAUAAACAGUGGUCAUUCACCUCCCCCCAGCCCCCUAACCCUGCCCCCUUCCCCCACCGUCUAAUUGAGACCAAACAGAUGCUUCUGCCCCGUGUUAAUUGGGACCGCUCAUUUAAGGUGUUUACUAGUUUCUAAAGUGUGUUUCCACUCUGGUGAGGAUUUUCUAUGUAAUAAUAAAUCUCUUUUCUUAUGAGUACCCUUUCCCUCUUCUUGGUCUGUGAAGCGCUGUGACUCUCCUUCUCCUGGAAGGCUUUCCAUUGGAAAAUCACUUAAUUUGUUUGAACAGUAUGUCUCCACAAAUAUUGUCCAAUAAAGACAUGCCCACCGUAUAAUACA
This is a messenger RNA of Tachyglossus aculeatus (Australian echidna), 1574 nucleotides long. RefSeq names its product neuronal differentiation 6 (gene NEUROD6). Gene Ontology annotation, biological process: regulation of DNA-templated transcription; nervous system development. Gene Ontology annotation, molecular function: protein dimerization activity. Bases 209 to 1225 code for a protein of 338 amino acids. The transcript is spliced from 2 exons. Lineage: Eukaryota; Metazoa; Chordata; Mammalia; Monotremata; Tachyglossidae. The record is from RefSeq and is a predicted model, not a curated record.